AUGCACGGUCCAUUACCUGCAGAGAUCGCUGCUUCCUUGCUCAGUUCUUGUGGCGCGAGUACAAGUAGGACCACGCCUCUCUCUUCGCGACUAGAUACUACGACAAGGCAGCUCGAUCGCGUAGACGGAACUGCGAUAUCUGGACAGAACGACUCAACCGGCCCAAGGACAAAUCAACCGGUCCACUCUCUAUUCGCAAUCAACCUUCCUACCUCUUCUAUGGCCUUCAUAAAAUACCUUGAUGAGCUCGAUAGGCUUCCGGACCGUGAAAAGAAGGAGAGAAGAGACAAGAGAAAGAGGAUGCUUGAAGCGCUGGAUUACUUUGGAACGGAGAUGUGUCAUUUGCUUGAAGUGCUCAGCGACAGUAAGAAGCACGACGCGCUGAACAAACACAGGAAGAAGGUCCAUAUCGAGAUGAGAGUUUGUUGUGCGGAAUUCACGGCUAUGUUCCUCUUAUACUUCGACAACUUCGGGUCGCCACGUUUUUCGGAAGCUACCACACUAGACGUGAUUGAAGAGUCCUUCUCCGAGAUCGCUCUCUUCCUGUCCUAUAUGCGAGUAGGCAAGGACUUUACCGAUCACCUCCUCGUCACUGUCGCCGCCUGGCUCACAUACCGUCGGGCUAUCCUAUCGGUCCAAAGCGCGCAUGCCACGGCACUCCUGCCAUCGCAGAUUCUGAGUCCAUUCACUAUGAAGAUCAAGAACUCAUGCCUUGUUACUCAGUUAAAGAAGGCGCAUCAUGACUACGUGACAACGGAGACUGGGUAUUUCCCGGUUCAUGAAGUACUGGUUGAUGGGUUCGCAGCGCUGCAGGAAACGUUUCGGGAGGGAGGUAACAUUGCGGUGAGGGUCAGGGCAGGACUAGAAGGUUUGGAGGGGUAUUUGUUUAGGCUGGGUGAUGAGUUGGGAGAGGGAGCGGGACAGUGGAUUGUUUCUCAGCAGACUUGGAAUAAGAGACGUGGGUAG
Alternaria arborescens is the source of this 966-nucleotide messenger RNA. RefSeq lists its product as hypothetical. Bases 1 to 966 code for a protein of 321 amino acids. Lineage: Eukaryota; Fungi; Ascomycota; Dothideomycetes; Pleosporales; Pleosporaceae. The record is from RefSeq and is a predicted model, not a curated record. The transcript has a single exon.